GUCUAUCGUAGCUUAUUUAACGGACAACGACCUGUCUAACAAGAUCUACGAUAAGUUGACGCGUUAUAUAGGGAAGACAAUAUAGCCAUGUGUCAGAAACCGAUUCUUAAUCUCAGUUUUAUUAUUAUCUACACAAAUUUGCAUUUUCUUUCGUCCUUCGGGUUUUUUUGGGGGGGGGUUUUUUUCUUAUAGCCCUUUGAGAGGCACAUUUCAGCUCCUUCGGCUUUCCAUAAUGGAUACUUAUCCUGUCGGCUAGUUCCUAACCUAACAGCGGGGAUAGUUCCCUGGACGCUUAGAUAGUGGGGUUGCCAUCGCCUUGUUCCGAAUGGGGUCAAUAUUCGACAAUUCCGAGAAAGGUCCUCCUGGAUCUCGUCCCAUCCUGAUCAAACCAACCCAAUGGCAGCAAUCGGUCCCUCGUCUAAAAUCGUCAUCGUUGGCUCCGGUGUCUUCGGCAUCUCGACGGCGCUAUGGUUGGCACGCUCCGGCUAUAAGGACGUGACCGUCCUAGACAUGCAAGAUACCGCCCGCAUGGCAUACGACCCGUCAUGCGUAGACUCGGCAUCGGCCGACCUAAACAAGAUCAUCCGUUUCAGCUACGGCUCGGAGAUUGAGUAUCAGAGGCUUGCUACCGAGGCUGCCAAGAUAUGGGACGAGUGGAAUCUCGAGAUCCUGACGGCACCGACCAAUGAGUUGCCAGAGCGCUUAAGACACGGCGACAGAAAGCUUUGGUGGAACGUAGGAAUGCUACGCAUGAGUUGCGAAUCAGAUUUGGGUGAUUUUGAGAUUACAACGCUAGAUAAUAUGGAACGCGAGGGGAUUCGGGAGUUCCAGUUCAGGACCGAUGAUGAUAGAGAUGUUACUCGGGCGAGGGAACGAGGCUGGGCACACAAGCUUGACCCCUGCCGUCGCCAAGAUAGGCUCGGAACUCACAAGGCAGUCCUGGACUCAACCGCUGGUUUCGUUUAUGCUUACAAGAGCUGUGCUUGGGCCCAGCAUCUAGCGAGGAAAGCCGGCGUCAAAAUGAUACUCGACCCCCAACGCGGAAAAGUUGUUGAUAUUACGACCAAGAGCGACCAGCCCGUAGUGCAUACCGCUGACGGUCUUCGAUAUACGGCCGACCUAGUCGUCGUUGCCGGUGGUGGGUGGACCCCGUCAUUGGUUCCAGAAGUUCAAGGAUUGUUAGAAACCACAGCCGGCUCAGUAGCCAACAUCAGCAUUCCGAAGGACCGCCCUGAGCUGUGGGAACGGUUCGCGCCGGAAAACCAACCGGUGAUCACUUGGGGUUCAUGGCAGGGCAAAGAAGUAUACAGCCUCCCUAGGGACGAAAACGGCACGUUCAAAAUUGGUUGGCGGAAAACAAAAUGGACGAACUUCGAAGAUGUCCGUGAGCAGCGUAUAUCAGUUCCUAGAACUGCCCACGUAACUGAGCGUAAAGAAACGCGACUUCCGAUCGAUGCUCUAAAUGGUAUCAAAGAAUACAUAUCGGUCAACUUCCCGGAGUUGGUCCCACUAGGGAUUACGUCCACCAGACUCUGCUGGUAUACCGACAGCAUUGACAAUUCAUUUGUUGUCGACUUCGUGCCCGGACGCCCUGGAGUUGCGGUCUGUUCCGGCGGUAGCGGUCACGGCUUCAAAUUCCUACCCAUCCUUGGACGCGAAGUCGUCAAGAUUCUCGAAGGCAGGGGAUCGCAGACGGUCUACGGUCACAUGUGGCGGUGGAGAAGCAGUAGCGAGCCCAUGAGGAACGGUCUAGAGGAAGGCGAACAAGGUCCAAGGGUACUAUCAAAGCAGACGAUGGCCACCAAGGCGGAUUGGACAUUUACAGGCCAAUGAUUUGCGAUAGUUAUGCCGCUUUCGAAUUAUUCAAGGUCUUUAAGAGGUGGCCUGGGCGUUCAAUAUACAUAUACUACCUAGGUAGAUAUAUAUAUAUAUGUAUAUAUAGUUAUAUGGAUAAACCAACCCAAUCCAGUGUCAAGCUAUUUUCUUCAUUAUGAGAUAUCUAUUAAGAGAUAUUGUCAAGUAAUUAAAUCAGUGCCCGUAAAGCUCUUUAUACAUAGGUAGAAAAGAAAAAAAGCAAUGACUAAAAUAACUAGAUGGAGGAGGACGACAAGAACCGACUCGGCCCAAUACCUCAUAUUCGUGUGAUAAACGCCUAGUUCCUACGUCGUCUUUGCCUUUCUUCAGUCCUCAUU
Messenger RNA from Annulohypoxylon truncatum, 2192 nucleotides. Its product is annotated as FAD dependent oxidoreductase. Gene Ontology annotation, molecular function: sarcosine oxidase activity; flavin adenine dinucleotide binding. The record is from RefSeq and is a predicted model, not a curated record. The transcript has 5 exons. The coding region runs from base 397 to 1833 and encodes 478 amino acids. NCBI's taxonomy places the organism in Eukaryota, Fungi, Ascomycota, Sordariomycetes, Xylariales, Hypoxylaceae.